Messenger RNA from Lentinula edodes (shiitake mushroom), 582 nucleotides. RefSeq lists its product as uncharacterized. The record is from RefSeq and is a predicted model, not a curated record. The transcript has 3 exons. The coding region runs from base 1 to 582 and encodes 193 amino acids. Lineage: Eukaryota; Fungi; Basidiomycota; Agaricomycetes; Agaricales; Omphalotaceae.
AUGCUCCCAAAGUUGCUCCCAAAGUUGCUCCUUGCAUUUUUUCUCCUUUCCACGUUUGCUGGGACAAUAGCCUCUCCUUUGGCAGCCCGUGGCUUCGAUGGUCGGCGAAUCAAUACGCAACAAAUCGCUCUACAAGUCAAACUGUUCCUGAGCCUGGAGAGACUUGCCAAACCUCAACUGGGGGAAAAUCGACCAUGGCAAGGGACUGGCAUUAACACUUGGCCUCAAAGGUCUUCUCGGCGAACCGGGCUUGUCAUAGCUAGGGUGAAGUUUGCCUCGAACACUGAGAAGGAAGAGGUACUCCAGUAUUUGGGUAAACUUGAGGCGACCUCGAACCUGUUAUACUUGAUCAAGGUACUCAGGGAAAUGGCGGCAAUGGCUCGAGAGAAAAAGAAGAUAACUGGUUUCGAAUGGAAGAAUCAGCUCGAGUGGCAGCAGCAAUAUUGGAAAAUGAUAGAAAUGUUUGAGGAUGGACUUGGUGGAAAAGUUGACGGAAAUGAGAAGAAAAUAUAUCAGGACCUCUUAAUGAAGCGCCAGGAGAAGGCAAAGGAGAUGGAAGCAAAGAAAAGCGGCGAAAGCUAG